This is a messenger RNA of Sus scrofa (pig), 2646 nucleotides long. It is a transcript of the gene KRT74, whose product is annotated as keratin 74. Gene Ontology annotation, molecular function: structural constituent of skin epidermis. Gene Ontology annotation, biological process: keratinization; intermediate filament organization. The record is from RefSeq and is marked validated. Gene Ontology annotation, cellular component: keratin filament. NCBI's taxonomy places the organism in Eukaryota, Metazoa, Chordata, Mammalia, Artiodactyla, Suidae.
GAGUGCUCUCCAUCCAUUGGUGACUACUUUCCUCUAGCUCUGUCAACUCCAUCUUUGCCACCAUGAGCCGGCAACUGAACAUCAAGUCUGGUGGUGACAAGGGUGGCUUCAGUGGGCACUCGGCAGCGGUGCUGAGGAAGGCAUUGGGUAGUGCAGCUUCUUACCGUGCAGCUGGCAAAGGAGCUGGGGCUGGAUUUGGCAGCCGAAGCCUCCACACCCUUGGAAGGAAUCAGUGCGUGUGCUUCAACGCGGCCAGCAGCGGUGUUUGGACUGGAGGUCACAGCUUUGGGCUUGGCUCUGGGUAUGCAGGGGGCCGGGCCAGUGGCUUUGCUGGCAGCAUGUUUGGAAGCAUGGCCCUAGGGCCCAUGUACCCAUCCAUGUGCCCACCUGGGGGCAUCCACCAGGUCACUGUCAACAAGAGCCUCCUGGCCCCCCUCAAUGUGGAGCUGGACCCUGAGAUCCAGAAGGUGCGCACCCAGGAGCGGGAGCAGAUCAAGGCACUGAACAACAAGUUUGCCUCCUUCAUCGACAAGGUGAGGUUCCUGGAGCAGCAGAACCAGGUACUGGAGACCAAGUGGCAGCUGCUGCAGCAGCUGGACCUAGACAACUGUAAGAAAAACCUGGAGCCCAUCCUUGAGGGCUACAUCAGCACCCUGCAGAAGCAGCUGGAGGCUCUGUCUGGGGACAGGAUGAGGCUGGACUCGGAGCUGAAAAUCAUGCAGGACCUGGUGGAGGACUACAAGAAGAGGUAUGAGGUGGAGAUUAAUCGGCGCACAGCAGCUGAGAACGAGUUUGUGGUGCUCAAGAAGGAUGCAGAUGCAGCCUACACGGUCAAGGUGGAGCUCCAGGCCAAAGUGGACUCUCUGGACAAAGAUAUCAAGUUCCUCAAGUGCCUGUAUGAUGCGGAGAUAGCCCAGGUCCAAACUCAUGCCAGCGAGACCUCCGUCAUCCUGUCCAUGGACAACAACCGGGACCUGGACCUGGACAGCAUCAUUGCCGAGGUCCGCGCCCAGUAUGAGGACAUCGCCCUGAAGAGCAAGGCCGAGGCUGAGGCGCUGUAUCAGAGCAAGAUCCAGGAACUGCAGCUGGCGGCUGGCCAGCAUGGAGAUGACCUCAAACACACCAGGAACGAGAUAUCGGAACUGAAUCGGCUCAUCCAGAGGAUCCGGUGUGAGAUUGCGAAUGUAAAGAAGCAGUGCUCCAACCUGGAGACAGCCAUUGCCGACGCCGAGCAGCGGGGGGAAAAUGCCCUGAAGGAUGCCCGGGCCAAGCUGGACGAACUGGAGGGUGCCCUACACCAGGCCAAGGAGGAGCUGGCCCGGAUGCUGCGGGAGUACCAGGAGCUCAUGAGCCUGAAGCUGGCCUUGGACAUGGAGAUCGCCACCUACCGCAAGCUGCUGGAGGGCGAGGAGUGCCGGAUGUCUGGUGAGAACCCCUCUUCUGUGAGCAUCUCUGUCAUCAGCAGCAGCGCAAGUGGCUAUGGCUACCACCCCGGCUCCUUGGCGAGCAGCGACCCUGGGGCCAGCACCGUGGCCAGCAGCUCCGGCAGCACCCGAAGUGGGCAGACCAGGGCCAAAGUGACACAAGCGGGAGACCCCAAGGACCCCCAAAGCAAGAGUGCCCCAGUUAGCGGCCCAGCCAGGAAAGCCACCCGGUAAAGCCUCAGGGCCCCACUCACCUCAACACCUGGGAGAAGAGAUGCUCUUGCGGCCGCCUCAUCCAGAAAUGUCUGCCACACCCAACCCCUCCCUUGAGUCCUAGGACCGCCACGCUGUGGCUUGUCUCACUGUCAGGUUCCCACUGGUGCCAUUAAAGCCCCAUUUCCCCAGGUUCUGUGGGGACUUUGCGACUUCCUGUUUUCUCUGCUGCCUUCAGCUGGCAGGAAGCUUUGGGUCACAAGCUAUAAUUACCUCCUUGGCCCUGGGAAGCUGUGAUCAUUGCUAGAGAGAAAGGAGAGGAGCAGGGAGAGAAGGAGGGAGGGGGAGGGAGGUGGGGGGGAUGGCAUCAGUGGAGUCAGCAGUUGUUCAGAGCUUUACUUCCUUUGCCACAUGGAGGGUGAACACAGGGACAUGCAACCAGGAGGUGAUGGAUGCUUAUAUAUGUUAAGUACCAACUACAUGCCAGGCUCCUUACUUCCACUGCCUCAAAUUCUCACUCAAUCCUGCAAGGCAGAUGCAAGCAGCAUCCUUGGGUCAGAUGAGAAAUUUCAUCCUCUGGAGGGCUGCAGAAUUUGCCUCUGUCACCCACUGAGUACCAGUGUCAGGAGUUGAGCCCAGACCUGGCUGCGUCCCAGGUCCAUGUGCUUUCCAUGGCAUGUCACUGUGUCUUUAAUAAAGGGAAUGUGAAGUUCACUUUUCUUUUAAUGAGGGACUUAUGUUGCCUUUCUGUCGGCGGGUAUGUGGUUUAUCUUUGGGCUUCUCCCUGGGGUUAUGUCUUGCAGUAGCUUCUGAUUCUCAAUUCCUGUUGCCAGGAGCUGUGGUCAAUGUGGGGGGAGCUUACUCUGUCUCUGGUGGUGCCAACCAGCCCGGAAGUCCUGGUUCUUGCUGUAAAUAUUUCUGAGAAUGGCAACACUUAGUCCUUCCUUUGCUUGAGGGAAGGACUCUGGAUUUCUGCUGUAUAUUCAAUAAACUGCUUUUGGUAAUGUCA